UAUUUUUUUUAAACAAAAUGUUAAAAUCUUGUCUUAUAUUAUGUUCAAUACUCUAUUGUUUUGGACAAAUCAAUGCCGUAUUAGAUCCUAAAGUUGUCUGUUAUUAUGAUAAUUGGCUCACUUGGCGUACGGAUGAAUCAAAAAUAACUGUCACUGAUGUCGACAGUACACUAUGCACGCACAUAGUCUAUGGCUACCUGGGCGUUACAUCCGGUAGUAAAAUAUUUAUCGAUGACCCGGACCUACUUAUCAAGCGAAAGGACCUUGAACAUUUUACCGGCAAUAAGGGCUCGGCUAAGGCACUGUUAUCUCUGGGCGGUUGGGGCUACUCCCAGGAUCCGGACAAAAAAGAUAACUGGGUUAGCAAUCUACUCAAUCACCCGGUUGCAUUUGUUGACGAUGUUAUGGACUUUAUGAAAACAUACGGUUUCGAUGGUAUUACUAUCGACUGGUCACGGGAUGUCUGGACCGACUCGGAUAUGUCAGACUAUGUUAAGGUAUUGAAAGCCCUGAGAUCGGAGUUCGGUACCCGAUAUACACUGGCCGUUACAUUGGGUGCCACUACUGUACGCUAUGAUGUUAAAAGUGUUAGCGAGUUAGUCGACUUUAUAACUGUCCAAACCAUUGACUAUCAUGGCAACUGGGAUGACUCGGUUGAUUUUGCUGCGCCCAUUGAUUCCCAAUUGACAACAAUGAAUCGUUGGUAUACUGCCGGUGCCUCCCAGAGCAAAUUGAUUAUGACUAUACCAUUCUAUGCCCAUACCUGGACCCUGAAAGACAGUACCCAUUCGGAACCUGGUGCUCCAGCUAAGGGACCGGGAGUUGCCGGCCCGUGGACUAAAGCUGCCGGCAAAUUGGGUUACAAUGAGAUCUGCACCGGUAUUAUAGCCCAUCCGAGUUCGUGGAAGAUAACUCGGGACACCAAAAGCCAAUCGAUAUACGCCGUCUACGGUGACCAAUGGAUCAGUUUCGAAGAUCCCUUAUCCUUGGAGGAGAAAACCCGAUCGUCCACCAGCCAGGGUUACGGUGGCGUAACCGUACAGGCCCUGGAAAACGAUGACUUCCGUAACCUAUGUAACCAAGGAAAGUGGUCACUGCUGAAAGGUGUCCAAAAAGGAUUGGAUCGGACGCCGGUAACCCGACCACCCGUCACCGAUCCGCCCAUACCUACUAGCGAUCCGACAGCUAUCUGCAAAUCGGAAGGCCUGUUCAAAGAUCCUACCGACUGUCAUGUCUAUCAUAAUUGUAUACAAUAUUUUCCCGGUGUCUAUACGGAUGAGAUAAAACAUUGCGAUAAUGGCCAGGGAUUUGAUGAUAAACUAAAGAAAUGUGUGGAAGAAUCACUGGUUCCCGGAUGUCAUUGAAGAAGAUCAAUAUCAAUGGUGUUGUUGAAGACAAUCAUUGAUUGAUGGGUUAAACCAAACCAAACAAAAAUCAUAAUCAAAUCAAACCCAACAAAAAAAAAUAUAUAAUUUUUAGUUAAUAACUAUAUAUAUAUAUAAAAAAUAUUAUGUAUAUUAAUUACAUUUGUAUUAUACAGUAUAUAUUAGUAUAAUAUUAAUUUUUUUUUUAAUUAAUUAAUU
Messenger RNA from Oppia nitens, 1583 nucleotides. Its product is annotated as chitinase-like mite allergen Der f 18.0101. Gene Ontology annotation, cellular component: extracellular region. The record is from RefSeq and is a predicted model, not a curated record. The coding region runs from base 18 to 1364 and encodes 448 amino acids. Gene Ontology annotation, molecular function: chitinase activity; chitin binding. The transcript has 7 exons. Gene Ontology annotation, biological process: carbohydrate metabolic process; chitin catabolic process. Lineage: Eukaryota; Metazoa; Arthropoda; Arachnida; Sarcoptiformes; Oppiidae.